Exophiala bonariae is the source of this 2496-nucleotide messenger RNA. RefSeq lists its product as uncharacterized. The record is from RefSeq and is a predicted model, not a curated record. Bases 1 to 2496 code for a protein of 831 amino acids. NCBI's taxonomy places the organism in Eukaryota, Fungi, Ascomycota, Eurotiomycetes, Chaetothyriales, Herpotrichiellaceae. The transcript has a single exon.
AUGGUCUGGCAGCGGAGUUCUUCGCUCGGACUCGACACAACUACUUCUACCUCAAGGAUACGCGGUCGAGGAGAAUCCGACGUGGAGAAAGAAGCCUUUUUUCGACCUCCUCCCAAUAUUAAUGAUGACUACGAUCACGACCACGCUAUUGAACAUGAUUCCCCUUCAGUUGCCUCCUCUCGCUCAACCUCCGAUAUGUAUAAAUCCAUGUUGGGUAACAAAGCUCACCACUCUAAUCGAUCCUCCCCUUCUAAUUUCGCCAGCAACCUACCUCGAUCCAUUAUGCGAUGGCUUUGUUUAGGAGUGGCUGCGACGCUACUCAUUUUCAUAUUUUCCCUGGUCCGGCUCAGCUGGAACGCAGAUAAAGAGGUCAAGGUCGCGAUCGAACAAGAGAAAAUCAAGCCUAAGCCACCGCCAUGGGAGACUUUCCCUUUCCUGGAGAGGUACUAUGGUGGAGUACGAACUUUGGUACCUUCGUCCUUGAACGUUCCAGAAUAUCCAAGAAACGAUGAUGAAAUGCCACCAGACAGCUUCAACAUCUCGGAAGAACUGCGUGAAAGCGAGGCAGCGAGAGCGAACCAGAAGCGGGAAUUACAAUCAAGCAAACUCUUCGACCCAUAUCCAAAUUAUACCUCACCGGAGUACAUGACCCAAUAUGGUUCCAAGGUUGAUUGUUACCUUGACGCUGAAAAUACCAUCUCGAUUCCCAACGUCCGGAUUUAUGAGGGUGUGCCUCGAGGAUUCCCUGAUGUGGUUAUGGGCUCGGCUCAGAUGCUGGGUCUUCGAAAUGACAUUUGCUAUGAUCGCUUUGGUCGACUCGGACCCUACGGACUCGGUUAUAGCUUGAAUAGAGGUGGAAGUGGUGCUCAAUUGGAGGGUGAGAGGGAAGGAGUGGAUUUGGUCUGGUCUGAAAGUCCUGAAGUCGAUUGGAGACGUGUGCAGUGGCUCGAAGUUCAAAAGCGAUGUCUGGCGUCGAACACUCAUCGCUUCAAGGAAUUGCCGGUCCCAAAGUCUAGGCCUUUCGCUAGGAGGGAUGAAAGGACAAAUGAUACAGAACCGUCUGAGAAACCAUCAGAAGCACCAUCAGAUCCUGAGUCUGUGCCACUAAAGAAACCAAUUCAAUCCCAGCCUAAACCAACAUCUGGAAAUGAAAAGCUGCCACGGACUGCUCUCAUUAUUCGAACGUGGUGGGAUUAUCCAUAUACCCCUGAAGAUAAAAUCUACCUUCGAUCACUGAUUUCAGAAUUGGUUAUGAUGUCAGGAGGGGAAUAUGAAGUUCAUUUUCUGAUUCAAGUCAAAGACAACGAAUUGAAUAUCUUCUCCGACGAGGAGACCUACGAUCGUGUUCUUCAGGAUGCGCUACCUGAAGAGUUCCGUGGCAUGGGAACCCUAUGGAAUGAGCGUCAGAUGCACCUAAUGUACGGUGGUCUGGAAGAAACAAACAUGCGCAACCUUCCUGUGCAUGGUGUUUAUCGAAGCACAUUCAUGCCAAUGCAAUAUUUUGCAUAUCGGCAUCCCGAAUAUGACUUCUUCUGGAAUUGGGAAAUGGACAUCCGUACCACACACCAUUGGUACCACUUGUUUGAUAGUGUCACCAGAUGGGCCAAAGCCCAGCCGAGAAAAUUGCUGUGGGAAAGGAAUAGCCGAUUCUAUAUUCCUUCCGAGCAUGGCAACUGGGAGGACUUCAGUCAAAUGGUUCGAAUUCAGACGGAGCAUGGCACCAAUAGUGUCAACAACCUCUGGAGCUCUCUAAACCGAGACAAGGACACUUCUAUUCCUGGCGGGGUGAAACAACAAGGCGAUCGUCCUAUCUGGGGACCUGAACGUCCUCUUGAUGACGAUGUUGCAUUUGAAGGUGACCCAGAACCACCCACAUCCUUUGAUAAGGAUAAGUAUACUUGGGGUGUCGGUGAAGACGCAGAUCUCAUCACCUUUAAUCCCCUAUUUGACCCUGAUGGCACGACUUGGCUCCUUACCGAUGAUACUACGGGCUAUAACAAAACCAGAGGUCAGCCACCACGACGCACUGCUAUCAUCACUGCGAGUCGGCUUUCCAAGAAAUUACUCUUCACCAUGCAUCGUGAGACGGCGGUCAAAAGACACACAAUGUUUUCCGAAAUGUGGCCUGCAUCUUGCGCACUUCAUCAUGGGUUGAAGGUUGUCUAUGCGCCUCACCCUGAGUAUGUGGAUCGCAAAUGGCCGACAAACUACCUGCAAUCCGUCCUCAAUGCUGGACGCAAUGGAGCGACGGGAGGCUCGAGGACAAGUGUGUUCGGAGAUCGAGAACACAAUUUCCGUGGGAUGACAUGGUAUUAUAAUGCCGGUUUCCCCGAGGUGUUAUGGCACCGAUGGCUUGGGAUAAAAUUCCACAAUGCCGGUGGUGAGCAAGAGGAGAUGGCGGGUGAGGGUAGAAUGUGCCUUCCAGGAAUGUUAUUACAUCCUGUCAAAAGAGUGGAUUUGGUCCUCGAGUCCCGACGAGCUGAUCAGUCUGGUUGA